Schistosoma margrebowiei is the source of this 3849-nucleotide messenger RNA. The record is from the annotation of a GenBank genome assembly. NCBI's taxonomy places the organism in Eukaryota, Metazoa, Platyhelminthes, Trematoda, Strigeidida, Schistosomatidae.
ACACUUAUUUUUAUGACCUAGUGCCGUACGCCAUUAUUGUUCGUUUGUUGGUGGGCGAGGUUGUUGUCAAAAUGGGAAAGCAUAAGUUCAAGACACGUUGUUAUUUAGAUAUAAAAAUUGAUUCGCAGCCAGUUGGUCGUAUAGUUUUCGAAUUGUUCAAUGAUAUCUGCCCAAAAGCUGCUGAGAAUUUUAAAAAGUUGUGUCAAGGUGUUUGUGGCUUAGGUCUGAAGACAGGGAAGCCAUUAACUUACCAAGGAAGCGUCUUUCAUCGAGUUAUAAAGGGUUUUAUGGUACAAGGUGGUGAUUUCAGUAAUAAGGAUGGAACUGGAGGGGAAUCAAUAUACGGUGGCACUUUUGCUGAUGAAUGCCUUACAACCGAGCAUGACCGGCCGUUUUUGCUUUCUAUGGCAAACAGAGGGCCUAACACUAAUGGCUCUCAAUUCUUCAUUACGACUGCUCCUGCUCCCCACCUGAAUGGAAAACAUGUGGUGUUCGGACAUGUUAUAUCAGGAGAGGAUGUUGUCAGGAAGAUCGAAGCUGUUCCAAUAUCUGACACUAAAGCCCACCGCCCAGUAAAGUCGAUUGUAAUUGAGUCUUGCGGUGAACUUAUUCCAGUUAAGAAAAGCAAGGUAAUAGGCGAGGAAAAGAAGUCGAAAAAAGCCAAGAAGGCAAAGAAGAAAAAACGGAAAUUAAGUGAAGGUGAGGAGUUUUCUGAUAGUGAAAGUGGCAUGGAUAAUGAAUGCAGUGUCCGCAAAGAAGAAAUACCAGAAGUACCGCCACCGAAAUUUCUGUAUCGUGGGAACUACGAAGAGGAUCAGCUAGAACAUCAAAAGAAAAUGAAUCUUAGUCCAAGUAUUUCAGCACGCAUCACUAAUUAUUCAGUUGAAUCCAGACACGAUAUAGACGGCCGCGAAAGUGCUCGUAGUCGGUACCAAGAGGAUCGUUCAGGUCGAGUAGUCAAAGGGCGCGGACGAAUCUGUUACCAGAGCCCAAAUUCUCGUUCAGGAAGUCCUGGACGCAGCACCACCCCACCGCACUGGCGCCAAGCAAGUUCUCAUACCCAGAGAUUAGAUCAAGAUGAAUGGAAACAAUGGAGUGAACGAAGAAAUCACGAACAAAUAAACAACUUACAGAGAAGGGUAUCGUCAUCCCGCUCAUCACGUGGAAGUAGGCAGGAUCCGCUGUCUCCAUCUAUAGCUGCUAGUCGUAAUAGAAACCCAAGUGCUUCGCCAUCAUCUGUUGUUAUAGCCAACACGGGUGUUUCUGGUAGUCUAAGAGAUAUUGAUUCUCCCGAGAAAGGAUUUUCAAUGGACCAACGAGAUGGUCAUAAACAACGUUCUCCCAGUCAUUCACCAUCACUAGAUCAUCGAGUAUUAGUAAAUGAUUCCAAGGUAGUGGAAAAUGGUUCCUCACCAACACAAAAUAAUCUGUCACCGGUCUCAAUUGGACCGAAAAAGUUUUAUACCGAGUUCGAGGGUAAACCCGAUGAUUCGAGUGACAGGCGUUAUGUUAGAUCUCCCGAAGAUAUACGUCAGACGUCCGUGUCUGAGGAUUUAUUUGGUAAAGACCGGCGUGCAAACCAACGUUUAUCAGAAAUAGACGAUGAAUAUAUGGUAGAUAUCGAUGAAGAUGCUAAGUUUAAAACUCUUCCGACCACUACUCAUGAACAGUCUCCAAAACUCUCUAAAUUUUCAGAAUAUUCGACCAUUAAGCCAAAUGACGUAUCCAAGAGAGACUUAGGUGACUCGCCCAAAGUGUAUCAUGCCAAUCAGUCCCCUAGGAAGUGUUCUGGAUCUCCAAAUUUAAAAUCCCCACAACAGAUACUUAUCUCCCCAGUUAAUUCAUGUGCUUCUGGUCAACAGCAAAAAUAUCAAUCUAAAUCCCCUGUUCUUAUGCUUUCACCGAAGCUUCCUACAUCUUUUGAAAAUCAGGCUCCUAUUGACCAACCUAUUAUAAUUUCACCAUCUCGUAUCCCUUACCCAUCCCCUCUGUCAGGUUCCGGUUCCAAUAAUCGGAUGCCAUCACCACCCUGUGAGAAUGCCCGCAUAUCUUCACCUCCGGAUCUCUCAAAUCGAAACCAAGUUUCUCAUGAACUCUCUAGAAUACCAACACCACCACAACCAGAUAACAAAGAACAGGGUAAAGUGUUUUCAGAAGAAACAGACCUACAUAAACUGGAGGAGAUUCCGUCACCUGAAAAACCUAGGAAACAACCCUCACCCUCACAUUCAGACAAACAAUUAAAAGUGACUCGUGGCUCCCGUUCUGCUUCCCGAAGUUCUACGUUAGGUUCUAGAUCAAAUUCUAGUUGUGAAUCUGACAGCUCUAGGUCUUGUUCUCGUUCACACUCCCAAACAAGCCCCAAAAAACGACGCCGACGAACCCCUCGUAGUCCUCCACCUCAUCUUGUUGAGAAGUGGAAAAUGCGUCGUGAAAUGCUAAACCAGAAGCGCCGCGUCGUACCACCGUCUGUAGCAGCUUAUGCACCGUCUGGAUCAUCGGAAGAUCGUCUUCGUGGCAUCGAAAGACGUCAUUUAUCGGGAAGAAGUACCCACAUACAUUCUCGAUCACCAUCACGUUCCAUCCCAAGCCGUCGACGGAGUCGAUCUUCAAGUUCACGCUCUAAAUCGGGCUCAUACACACAUAGCCGUACGAAGUUAAAUAUUAGACGUGGUUCUCCUGAAGCAGAAAGUCUUCGCAGUCGAAGAAGAAGUCCAAGUCGCGACAGAAAGACAUCGCGUUCAAGAUCACAUAGCCACUCGCCUCCAAAAAGUUUUGGGUUGAAGCACAGAGGUACUUCACCAAGUAAACCUAUCAUAGUAAUAACUAAGAAAAGUCAGACUACACAAAAACCCACGAAAAUUGUUACAGAAGAUCCAUCCACUGAAAAUGCUGUUACAACCAGUAAGUGGGAGAAUUCUCCUCAAAUCCUAGAGAAAAAUACAAAUCCACAUCUAGGUCCAUGGACUAACAAACAUUGGGAAACAGGCGAUAAGGUUGAACUUAAUGAGUCUGUAAACAAAGACGAGAAAAAAUUAACCACUGCAAAAACUCAAGGUCCAAAUAGUAUUUCAAUUCUACAGAGACUUCGUGUAAUACAAGAGGAUUCUUCUAAGAAUGAAGUACAUUUAAAUAAAGAUGAAAAUUCUCCCGCUGCUGUCAUUGAUAAUAAGGAAAAACUAGAAAACUCAGUUGCUGCUUCUAAUGAAACUUCGUCAAUCCCAACCGUGCCAACUAUGAUCAAACCCCAAGUUCCUCCAAUAUCUAAAAAUCAAGUCAAAAAACCAGCUGCAAUCAGAGGAAGGUCUCAUUCAUCCAGUUCUAGUUCUGCUUCUUCAUCUUCCUCAUCCGGAUCCUCUUCAAGAAGUUCCAGCCGACCUAAGCGUUCUCGUAAAAGAUGUCGGUCCAUAAGCCCAUCGGCACGCAAAAUGCAAAGGAGUGACUUUUCGGACUCCAGAAGCAGGGGUAGGGGUAGUCGUGGACGCUACUCUCCAGUUAGUCGUUCAUAUUAUACAAGAUCACGUUCUCGUUCGUUUUCAACAAGAGCUUCGACAAAUUGGGGCACACGUACCAGCUAUCCGAGUCGUAAUCGUUCUUGGUCUAGGUCUCGUUCCAGAUCGUUUUCCAGGGACUCUCGAUCUCAUAGCUCGAGUGCUCGUCGUCAUAAACGUCGUCACAGGAGAACACGUCGUGGGAGGAACUCUAGUCGUAGUUGGUCAUCAUCAAGAAGUUCUAGUAGAUCUAUAAGACGGCGCUAACUGUAAUAUUCUCAUAUGAAAACGCCUUGUUCAGUCCUUUGUUUUAAAUGUAUUUAUUCAUGAUAUAAAUAUGUGUUUUUAGUUCAUUUUU